GGUUUUUGGGGGGGUCCCGUGGCGAGAUGUACCAGAGUUUAGCCAUGGCAGCUAACCCCGGCCCUCCGGCCUACGAGGGGGCAGGUGGCUUCAUGCACAGCGCGGCCGCAGCGUCCCCCGUCUACGUGCCCACCACGAGGGUCACCUCCAUGCUCCCCAGCCUGCCCUACCUCCAGAGCGGCGCCUCAUCCCAACAAGGCAGCCCCGUCUCCAGCCACUCCAUCUGGACUCAACCCGGAGCCGAAAGCGCCGCUUACAACCCCGGAUCUUCUCACCCUCCUCCCGUGUCACCUCGGUUCUCCUUCUCCACCAGCACCCCCAUCCCUGCCACCUCUUCCCGGGAAGCGGCGGCGGCGGCGGCCUACACCGGCUCCUUGAACCUUUCUGCUAACGGGAGGGAGCAGUACACCAGGGGCUUCGGCGGCUCCUACUCCAGCCCUUACCCGGCUUACAUGAGCCCAGAAAUGGCCACCACUUGGACUUCUUCACCCUUCGACAGCCCCAUGCUCCACAACCUGCAGAGCCGAGGGACGCCCGCGGCCGCCCGGCACGCCAACAUAGCAGAAUUUUUUGAUGACUAUUCAGAGGGGAGAGAAUGUGUCAACUGCGGGGCCAUGUCCACCCCGCUCUGGAGGAGAGACGGCACGGGGCACUACCUCUGCAACGCCUGCGGGCUCUACCACAAGAUGAACGGCAUCAACCGGCCCUUGUUCAAACCUCAGAGGAGGCUGUCGGCUUCCCGCCGCGUUGGCCUCUCUUGUGCCAACUGCCAGACAACGACGACCACCCUCUGGCGCCGAAACGCUGAGGGAGAGCCUGUCUGUAAUGCCUGCGGCCUCUACAUGAAGCUCCACGGGGUUCCAAGGCCUUUAGCAAUGAGAAAAGAGGGCAUUCAGACGAGGAAGCGCAAGCCGAAGAACCUUAACAAAACAAAGACACCAGCAGGUCCCUCCAGCAGCGAGAGUCUUACCCCGACCACCAGCUCCACCAGCAGCAGCAGCAGCACCACAACCACCGAGGAAAUGCGCCCCAUCAAAACAGAACCCGGGCUCUCAUCUCAUUACGGGCACCCCAGCCCCAUUUCUCAGUCAUUCUCAGUCUCUGCCAUGUCCGGACAUGGAUCAUCUAUCCACCCUGCGAUUUCAGCUCUGAAGCUCUCCCCGCAGGCUUACCAGUCAGCUAUCAGCCAGUCUCCACAAACCAGCUCCAAACAGGACUCCUGGAACAGCCUGGUGUUAGCUGAAAACCAUGGGGACAUCAUAACUGCAUAACCUGGUCUUCCACCCAUGGACUUCAGGCUGAUCUGCUCAAGAGAUGAAGAAGAUGCCAUGUAAUCAUCAAGUCAAUGUUGUUUCCCACCUCCCCUACUCUCCCGCCUUCUCUCCCCUGGUGAGAGGUUCCAGCAAAGAGGUAAUGAGGACUUUUCUGAGGUGUAGGAGAGCUCUUAUGAAAUGAACAGAGAAGACUCAAAUCUCAAAGUAACUAAUGGAUUUGAAGCCUUUUCCCCCCCACUUUAAAUGUGCCUCUCUAUUUGAUUGCCACCACUUUUUAUGAAACAGCCAGAAACACAAAGAUGGA
Calidris pugnax (ruff) is the source of this 1578-nucleotide messenger RNA. RefSeq names its product GATA binding protein 4 (gene GATA4). Gene Ontology annotation, cellular component: nucleus. NCBI's taxonomy places the organism in Eukaryota, Metazoa, Chordata, Aves, Charadriiformes, Scolopacidae. Gene Ontology annotation, biological process: positive regulation of transcription by RNA polymerase II; cell fate commitment; negative regulation of transcription by RNA polymerase II. The record is from RefSeq and is a predicted model, not a curated record. Bases 27 to 1271 code for a protein of 414 amino acids. Gene Ontology annotation, molecular function: RNA polymerase II cis-regulatory region sequence-specific DNA binding; DNA-binding transcription factor activity, RNA polymerase II-specific; zinc ion binding. The transcript is spliced from 6 exons.